Molecule: messenger RNA, 2132 nt
Organism: Labrus mixtus (cuckoo wrasse)
Lineage: Eukaryota; Metazoa; Chordata; Actinopteri; Labriformes; Labridae
Gene: dorip1
Product: chromosome 18 C14orf28 homolog
Exons: 5
Coding region: 3-1196 (397 amino acids)
Source: RefSeq, a predicted model, not a curated record
CUAUGAAUACAACGCUUCCGUUUAAAAUAAAAACAACAGCAGUGUUUACGUGUGCCCAACUUGGCAUUUGGUGCCUGCUGAAGAUAUUUUGUUCACCAGAAACUGCUAGAAAACACUGUACUUCGUUAUCUGGCUGUAGAUCCGAAGUAAGACAUGAAGACACACAGAAAGCUAUGGAGAGUAGAUUCUCUGUUCGGAGCGACACUGAAGAGUUGCAAACGCUGAUUUCCAACCCUGAGAACAAUUUCAUCUUCGAAAGAUCCAAGACACUGUUUGAAGAAAUCCGUGCCUCCCUCAACAACAAUGAUGAAGAGGAGGACCGUUCCUUCUGGAGGCCUGUGCUCCCUUGGGGUGGUGUCUUCACCAUUAAAGCAGGGCGGAAGGCCUUAUCCUGCACCCCUCUGUACGUCAAAAUCAACCUAAAGAACACCUGCACCAUUGACGGCUUCCUCAUGAUCCUGUAUGUGAUCCUGCGAGAAAAUCAGGGCUUUCCAAGGGAGCUGGCUGUCUUCCUGGGCAAGCAGUUCGUGGAGUACUUCCUCUACCUGAUGGACUCCUGUGACUACACUACGGUCAAGAUGCUUUGGAUCUGGGACAGGAUGUCAAGGAGACAGUAUCGCUCUGAGAUCCGGAAAACAGCGCUGGAGAUAGACCUGUUUGGUAACGAGCAUGAGAACUUCACAGAGAACCUGGAGAGCCUCAUGUCCACCAUGCAGGAGAGUCUGUGCACCAACUGGAGCUGCCCGGCCCGCUUCCAGGAGUUCAUCAAGACCACAAUCAACAUCAGCCCUCCUCAUGAGCUGCCUCACAGAGACCCCAUCAAGUCGGCCGUUGAUCUGCACUUCUGCCCCAAACUCCUACUCUGCUCAGAACUAGGGUGCGACGGUCUAAGAGAGUUCUCACAAAGAGUUUUCUGCCAUGGACCCCCACCUUUUGUCAUUCUAAAUAUGCAGCAGUGGAAGUCAGAGGAACUAUCUUAUGUUCCUUAUCACCUGGCUCUCUGUCAGCACAGGUACUUACUAGAGGGCGCCACACUCUUCAACAAGGAGGAGCAUCACUACUCUGCAGCCUUCCAGAUAGACGGCUGCUGGAUGCACUACGACGGUCUGAGGAGUGACAAUCUGAUCCUGUUACACAAGCCGCCAGAGCUCCUGCUGCUGUCUUCUCUGAUUUACAUCCGAGCCUCCGACAAGUGAACUCCUCUUAUCAGAGGUGUGCACACAGGAGGAGCAGGACUCAAACUUAGCACAAAAUAUAUUAAAAAAAAACAUUCCUCGUCUAAUAUUGAACAAUCCCAUGGAUGGCAUGGUGUUGCUGUAAUCAUGUUUAUAUAAUUAUUGAAACAUUCUUUUCUGUAAUUCAUAUGAGCUCCUCUCCUCUCCUGAAUGCUUGCAAAGGAUAAAUUCCUCCUUUUUUGAAUGCUUGGAAUCCAAGAAUAAUAAUGGACUAUAAUAGUUCUGGGUUGGUGUGCAUAAAUACAAACCAUUGAAUCAUUGACAUGCUGUUCUUAUAGUUGCCUGACACACAAAGAGAGAAUAGUUUAAAAAUGUCGUAGUUGAUAAAUGGAUCACUGUGUGUUUGCAAUAAGAAGACUGUUAAUCAUCAUUUCUAUUUCCAUCAUUUUGGCUGUUAAACAUUCAUGCACAUCAGCCCUUUCUUAUUUUUUAAGUGGUGCUUCUUCUAAUGACACUGUGGUCUUAGGAUAAAUAACAACCAAACCAGACUGCGCUCCAUGUCAGGUUAACUUGUUGUUCCUUGAAAAGGCUAGAAUUGGUGGAUAGCACUUAAAGGUGGUGAGUAAAUGUUGAAUUAUUCCUGAAUGACACAAAGGCUGUAGAGUUUCUACUUGUUUAGCCUAAAAGGCGCUAAGCUAGCAGCAUGUCCAUACUAAUCAAUAGCAUGCAAGCAUUCUCACACUGUCACAGCACACUCUGCAGCUGCCAAAAAUAAACUUUUUAAUCUUUUUAAAAUAGUGUUAAACAUCAAAGAACUCGUUUCACACAGUGCCUCAGUAAGGAACGUUUGUGGGAAUCCUAAAAGGAUAAAUCCCUGAUUGUUGUUGAAAUUGAAUUGCUGGAUUUUGUUGUUGUUUUACACAGAGAGCUUCUUUAAAAUAAAAAUAUUUUUGGGUA